GGGAUUUCCAAUGUGAUUGAAAAAGCUGAGACCUCUCUUGGGAUUCCCAGCCCCACAGAAGUUUCGUCAGAAGUGAACAUGCAUGGUGAAGACAGAGAAUUCAAGACUGGUAAGAACAGCCCGAAAGCAGAGAGCAUAACCUCCUCUUCAAGCAGUGGAGCAUUUGGGAUGUUUUCUACCAUCACAAGUGCAGUUCAGAGCACUGGGAAAUCUGUACUGAGUGGCAGUUUGGAUGCACUUGAAUUUAUUGGUAAAAAGACCAUGGAUGUUAUUGCAGAAGGAGAUCCUGGAUUCAAAAAGACAAAAGGACUAAUGUACAGGACAACCACAUUGUCUCAGGUUCUGCGAGAGGCUAAAGAAAGAGAACAGCAACAAACAGGUGAUGAUUUUACUGUGGAUACAGAAAAGAAGGCUCAUUAUGGAAUGUUAUUUGAUGAGUUUCAAGGUCUGUCCCAUCUGGAAGCUUUGGAGAUUUUGUCAAAUGAAAGUGAAGUAAAGGUUAGAUCAGUACUGAAUGCCUUAUCUGGAGAAGAUGUGGAAAAGUUGAAGGAGGAGUUGACAGCCAUAAAAGAAGCUUUUUGUUUGGUUGAAUUUGAUGAUGAGGAUGAAGAAGAGAACAAAGGGGAUGAUGGGUCUGGAUUUGUGAAAGAAUUGUCUGAGUUAUUAUCGGAGAUGAAAAUUGCUACUACGUCUGACAAACUGGGCCAGGCCAGAAAGCACGCUCACAAUCGUAUAAGUGAAAUAGAUGCUAUAUCACCUGCACAAAUAGAAGAUAUGUCAGAAGAUCCAGAGAAGAAAGAGGACAGUGAAAAAUCUAAACCUGAUGAUUUUAGCAAAGGUCAUAAGUUUUCAAUUGAGAGCAUCCACACAUCUGCUAUAAGAAGCCUGGCCGAACUCACUGCACAAUCUAUUGAACAGUUCCAUAAAGUGGCAGUACUAAUUCUUCACGGCCAGAACCAUGAUGUGGCUUCACUGGAUCGUGCCAAAACACUGUCAAAAGUGACAAUUGUCUUAUGUAAGGAAGUGGCUGCUCUUUCUAAACAAUUUACCUCCUGUUUGACAACAAUAGGGGCUAAAGAGAAGGUAGAGGUUCUUAAUCCAUUAAUUACUGGAGUAUUUUUGGAGGCUUCCAAUAGUGCAACCUACAUUCAAGAUGCCUUUCAGCUCCUGCUUCCAGUUCUCCAAAUUUCUGAAAUCGAGGUUCGCUCGGGCAUCACUGUACACUGACUUAUUUUAUUUACCUGAUAUAUGACAUAUUUGUGCAAGUUCUCUGCCAAAACUUUAUCAACAAAUGCAGAUUAUUUAAGGUUGCAUUUUGCCAGUAGUGGAGGCUGUUUUAGACAUGGAUUCUGAUGGGACGUGGAGUUGAACAGAGUGAAGCAAAAGGAAAAAUGCCUGCUCAGAAUAAAACCUAGACAUUUGAUAAGUUUGUGUGUUUUAAAAAAACAACUUUGCUCUCUUUGGUCUGAUUUCUGCAAGAAUGUAUCAUAGGACUCUGAUAUUAAAGUCGGGAUGAGAGUUAGCUCAGACUUCUUGAAAUUAAAGUUUUUGUCUUUAAGUUUCAGAAUGCUUCAUGCUUUUUGUAAUUAAUCGCCUCCAAAUAUAUUUUUCUGUGUCCAGUAUAAAAUAAUACAUAUUUUUUCAGUUAUUACUUACAUUUAUACAAAAUGAAGUGUUAUUGUAAGUAUAUAGUUAUAUGCAAUAUAAAGGACUUAUGUAAAAAUCAAAUAUUUGAGAUCAACCUUUUUAGGCCUAAAAUCAUGGCAUCAACUUUUAACACUGGUAAUCUUUUUUGAGGUGUGGACGUAUAUAUUUGAUGGGCUCCAAGUGAAAUAUGAAAGUAAAUUUUUCAAUGGAAUAGAGUAAGAAGAACAAAAACAACACUAAAGAAUUCAUAUUGAUUAGCUAACUAUUUUUUAUAAUAUUACACACUUGUGUAAAAGUAAAAAUGAAACCUGUUUUAUUUAUAGAUUCUUAUUUUCAUUAGUAUUUAUAUAUUUACAAUAAACUCAAGUCAUUAAUGUCUCCAGCAUUAUAUUUUUGUUCUGAAAUUUUUGGCCAUUGAACCUUCAAAAUCUAGGGUGACUUUCAGAAAGUUGAAAAAUUUUGAUUUUUGGGCCACAAAUUUUGAAGUCAAGUUUACAUGAAAUCAGCUUUUAUAAAAGUAAAUACGGUAAUGGAGAAUGCACAGAAGUGAUUAAACUGGUGGCAGUAUUUCACUAUCGUUUAAUGUUGUGUGCCAGUCUGAUCACUUAACUAAAUGCACUUUUAGAUGCAUUUAAACAUUCUUAUUUUGUACCUCAAACAUUUGAAAUAAUUCAGUGAAUUAUUUUGAAGUACACUAAGCAUUGACCCCUAAAUAAACCAAAAUUUAUACUGUGUGAAAUCCAGGGGAGCAUUGUCCACUGUUCAUCCAGAUGAACUAUUAUUACCGGGGUCUGGGCUGUAUAAUUCCAUAGUUUAAGUUAUUCUGGCACCAUUCAGUGAGCAGCAGGGAGCUCUGUCAGUGUCAUACCUGAUUCAUACUUCAACCAUAACUUUAAAAAAACACAGUCCCUCGUCUUGUGUGUUAAAGCAGAUGCAGUUCAAAGUAAUUCAAUAUACGUGAAAUGCAAUGGUCCAUUGACCUUUUGAUAAAAUAUGCUUUUUUUUUUGUAACUGUUUCUUUGUAAGUCAAGAUAACUUGAUAAUCUGUGUUGAUUUCAGCUCAUAGUUAUGGGUAAAGUAUAUUUGUAGCUGCCACAAGUUGUAGCAUUUGCUUCUCUUCUGUGAAGGAAUAAAGAGGCUUUUGAGUUUUCAA
This is a messenger RNA of Rhincodon typus (whale shark), 2800 nucleotides long. RefSeq names its product family with sequence similarity 114 member A2 (gene fam114a2). The coding region runs from base 79 to 1227 and encodes 382 amino acids. The record is from RefSeq and is a predicted model, not a curated record. Lineage: Eukaryota; Metazoa; Chordata; Chondrichthyes; Orectolobiformes; Rhincodontidae. The transcript has 11 exons.